UAGAUCACCAUGUGCCUCCGCAGCCUGAUCGUUCUCGUGCUCAUCACUGCCGUGUGUGGUGGAAGCCUGGCACCGUUGUACACAGCACAAGAGCCCAUACCGAACCGGUAUUUGUUGAAAGUCAAGAAUGAGUACGUCUUCAGCGACUUGGUGGACGAUCUUUUGGCCGAGAACGAGCGCAAUGCGCAAACCGCUCCCGGCUUCGGCCACAUCGAUAUACUGAACGAGAUGGACGGAACGUACCUGAAAAUCCUCUAUGUUGAUCUGGAUUACAAAUCCCUGGAUACGGUUCGCAAGCACCCCGCGGUGGAGUUCGUCGAGGAGGAGGACGGACGUCCAAUCACCAGCGAUGACAAUGCCGAUUUGGACGAGUUCGACUUGUCAGGAAUCGAUACCGCGGGAAAGCGAGACCACUCCAAGCGUUUCACUCAGGAGGAUUUCGAGCUUAACCAAGGGGCGUUUUAUGGGCUGGAUAGAAUCAACCAGAGAGAACUCGAACCUGAUCAGAAUCUCACCUUUGCCGGGAACGGUUUUGGUGUGAAUAUAUACCUCGUCAGCACCGGCGUUCUGCAAACACACGAGGAUUUCGACUGCCGUGUGAGAAUGGCCUAUGACGUGAUGAGCAAAACGGGAGAAGACUGCUCGGGUAGCGGGACGAAUGCGGCGGGCAUCGCGGCGGGGAAGUCGGUGGGGGUAGCCAAGGCCGCCAUGGUGCACAGCGUCAGGGUGCACGACUGCAACAACACGGAAAGUACCAACAGGCACGUCAGUGCUAUUCAUUGGGUGGCCAAUAACCUGGCCAAACCCUGCGUGGUUAUGCUGACCAUCUCAAUCAACAGUGGAGGCAAGACGCUACAGACGGCCGCAGAAUCCUUGGUUGAUGCUGGAUGCGUGGUGGUCGUCAAGGCCGCGCCCAUCAGGCAAACCUACGGGAAAAAAGCUUGCGACUACUCCCCCGGACGAUCUCACAGACUUAUCACUGUCGGCGCCACGUACCAAAACGACGGGAAAACGUUGUGGUCGGGAGAUGGUAUCUGCGUGGACAUUUUCGCCCCAGGGAACAAUCUCAUGACUACUUCCCCGAUGGAUGAUGGGUAUUACGACAAAAUAAGCAGUCCGAACUUAUCUGCAGCUUUCGUGGCAGGCGUGGCCGCCAUUCACCUGGGCAACAAGGUGGAUGCCGCAGACGUGAAGCACAGGAUUCUGAGUGACUCUACCCCCUGCGUGGUGGGCAACGAACUACUGGGAGCGCCUAACCGGCUGCUCUACGUAGACCCGGGCCAGUCCUAGUCGCCCACGCUCGGUGAAACCGGAGGCUCGAUGUUAGUCCCGGUCCUAGGAAUUUUCUGAAAACAGCGGUCACAAAAAAAUAUUUGUUAAUUUGUUUCAGAAAGGUACAGUCCUAGGUGUUGCUUCCGAAAAAAAAAGCAUCAUCAACAGGUUUUAAUGUACUUAAUAUGGCAAAAAUAAUCAUAAUAUACAUCAUGAUAAGUUGUUGAGAAUGUAGAUUCGCCCAGUUUUCCUAUCGGAUAUUUUAUUCAAAUGGGAAAGCAUCCUUGCUUUUAACCUCUACUGAAAUUCUAAUAAUUUUAAUAUGCAUCAUAAUAAUUUGUUGCAG
Molecule: messenger RNA, 1618 nt
Organism: Patiria miniata (bat star)
Lineage: Eukaryota; Metazoa; Echinodermata; Asteroidea; Valvatida; Asterinidae
Product: extracellular serine proteinase-like
Exons: 8
Coding region: 10-1290 (426 amino acids)
Biological process (GO): proteolysis
Molecular function (GO): serine-type endopeptidase activity
Source: RefSeq, a predicted model, not a curated record